Colletotrichum lupini is the source of this 2973-nucleotide messenger RNA. RefSeq lists its product as uncharacterized. The record is from RefSeq and is a predicted model, not a curated record. The coding region runs from base 1 to 2973 and encodes 990 amino acids. NCBI's taxonomy places the organism in Eukaryota, Fungi, Ascomycota, Sordariomycetes, Glomerellales, Glomerellaceae. The transcript is spliced from 9 exons.
AUGGAGGCAGUUUCCGCAGCCGCCAGCGUCGCGGGGCUGCUGUCUGUCGCUGGCCAUGUUCUCAAUGGGCUUGUCAAGCUCAAUGCCUUUAUCCAGGACUUGAAGGAAGCGGAUGCGCGUGCGCAACGACUGACGGCGGAAGCCCAUCUACUCUCUCAGACACUAAUUGACUUCAAGUCUCUGCUCAACAAAUUGGACGAAAAGGCACUUGAUGGAAGCCGACUUCUUUGGGUUCAGCAAUUUGCCACUUUUUCUUCCCGUCUCGAAGAUUGCGUUCGGGAUUUAGAUACCUGGACCGAAUCGUACCGACCCGAAGAUGGGCCAUCCUCAAAGCGCCAAAAGAUAAUUGAGGGGAUAUCGAAUAAGAGAAGCCGGGAGAUUUCGGAAAUGGAGUCUAAGUUGGCGCGUCAUCGGUCGCAGAUUGUUCUUGACAUGAACACCAUCAAUGGGUGGAUGUCCCUCUCAGGACUAGAGAGAAUCAUCGCCAUCCAUGAAGACGUAAAGAAACUCACGGAUACCCAUAAUCAGAUGGAACAAGAAAGAUUAGAUCGCCAUCAGCUUUUCACGGAAGAAACAAGUAGAAGAGAACAAGAUCUCCGAGACAUGAUCUUCUCCACUUCUCGAGUUAGUAAGGAACAAUUCGCAUUGGAACACCACGAAACUCGGAGUCAACUCUCUAGACUGAGCGACAGUGUAUCAAGCAUGGCCGAAUCACUUCAACAGCUCGUCACUCCGCCUUUAUCGCAAGUCCCCCGGCGUGGAUCAAACAAUCACUCGCGAAGGCCGUCCUUGUUUUUGAAUUCCGAGGUCAUUAGGAAACGGCGACAUUCAGGCCUUGAAACGGUUUCUAGCAAUCUGAACUUGAAGCCCAGCUUCGUUGGCAGUCCGAUGGGGUGGACAUGUGCUCAAGCAAUAGGCAUUGACGAUUAUUUCAUCGAAACCCUGGAGGAUCAGCAUUUGGGUCAAAUGAGAUGUGCCUUUUGUGACCAAAUCUUUGCAAAUACUGAGUCGCUCGACAGAUCGAAACAUGUCGUGGAUUCCCAUAAUCUCGCAGGGUGCGAUCAAGGAGUUUGCUAUAGGUUCGGCAGAAGCUUCGGUUCUCACUUAGAGAAAGAUCAUGCAGCCAACGGAGAGGUAUUCUCUAACAACAUUGCGCAUUUCAAGCAAAUAUUCUUCCAGUCAACAUCGACGGUCCAGGAUGAGAGGAUAAUGUCCCUUUACGGCGAACCACAACAACUGGAGACGUCCACGGCACCCCUCAUUCUCGAAACCCAGCUGCGACAUUUGAUAUCCAGCUUUGUCGGGGUUGAAAGGCCAACCUCGCAUGGACUUAAUACUUUCCACGACAUGCGGCAAAAUCUGGAGACGCUAUCAAAUGCUGCUUACUCUCCAGGGUCUUCCCUCGAACUUGCUACAACUCUGUAUGAAGCAGCCAACUUAGCGGAAGAAAUGUCUGUUAGCUUCGACAGGAUAUUCCGUAGUAGAUGGCUACCGAAACCGAAAUUCUUCUUCCAAAAAGUUCCUGCAUCCCAGGAAAAAGAUGGUGGACAACGCCCAGUGUACCUCGGUAACUGGUUUCUUUCGUUUGACUCUAGGGAAAGGGCUUCAGUCGACUCAUACAAGUCUUGCAGAGAGUGCCAAAGCGGGGCGAGGUACUCUCAUCUGAAGAGCGCAUUUCAGCAUCGUGGCAGAUGCCACCGAGGAAAGCACUGCAUUGUUGAAUUUGAACGGGCGUGCCCAGACACAUCUACUGAGUGGUUUAUGCUUGACCCUGUAUCGAAACCUUUCCGCCUGUUGAAGAAGUUGGGAGCUAGUACGUCGGGUAGAGACAGGGUCCAUCUUUGGAUGUUGAACACACUUCACAAGUCGGAGCAUCUCCUAGUCGUAUUGAGAAAUAGCGCCUUCUUCGGUGAAUCGUCGAUAUGGUCGACAAAAACUGAUGACGCGACACAAGUGGACCGGUGUUCUCCAUCGUGGGGUGACAUAUGGAGUCGUGAUUUGCUUGGGGCUUUCGACAGAGAGGAGGCAGCUCUUGACGAUCAUGUCAAUUCAACACAGUCUGAUGGGGCAGUAUACAGCCGUGAUUAUGAGGUCUCGUCGGAGGGUAACGACCAUAAUGGCGUUGACCUCGUAAUCUGCGGACUAAGCCCGGAUGAGCCCAGUGGUGUUGUUGCCAUAUACCUAUUUAACGAAGGCGAAAAACAAAGAGUUGAGAUUGAACGAUACCCAGUUGUACCAGUAAACCACAAGACCUUGAUUCUGACUUCGCUCUCCCUGUGGCUCGACAUGUUUGCUCCAAUCUACUACGUUUCACCUUCAAUCUUACUGGAGUUCUUCUUUGGAUAUGUUCUAUACGUUGAUUUAUCAUUCGCGAAUAAUCUCUUUGAGUCGAAACUCAACAACUUCAAGCAUCCCCACAUGAAUGGAACUGGCAAGACUCUUUGGAGGGUUCUCUUUUUGUUCUGCUCUCAUUUGGCAGAGCUAAUUAUCGGAGAGAAGCAUAGGCGCACCCUGAACGUCCGAUGCCCUUCCAAAAGCCCAAACGUCCAAGACUCCAUGUCACAAGGAUGCUCCAUGUGGAGUCUAAGUAUGGGUCCUACGCAAACCUAUAUGGGGCAAGUUGUGUCCAUCGUCACCAACCCAGCAACUUCUAGUGGUGAGGAUAUCUGCUUGUCACCGGGGAAAUCCCACGAUUCGCAGGGGACCGGGGUUCAAUUCCCCGUCGAGGAGUUCUUUUUGCUUUUUGAGCGAUGUAUCAACCUUCUGCAGUUAUCUCGAUGCGGGUCCGGGCCUUUUUGGCUCAUGGUUUUAGACAAAUGCCGCAGUGAGCCUCUGGGAAGAAGACACUCGGCCCUGGAACGACCACCUUACAUUGGAGGGAACCUAGGAACCUUGGGUUACUUGCAUGAUCGCGCGACAGCUUGUCUGGAAAAAUUCGAAGGCAAGCUAGAGACCAACCGUUGCCAUGGUUAA